Messenger RNA from Heterobasidion irregulare TC 32-1, 2262 nucleotides. RefSeq lists its product as uncharacterized. NCBI's taxonomy places the organism in Eukaryota, Fungi, Basidiomycota, Agaricomycetes, Russulales, Bondarzewiaceae. The coding region runs from base 22 to 2262 and encodes 746 amino acids. The transcript is spliced from 4 exons. The record is from RefSeq and is a predicted model, not a curated record.
AUCAGCCCCAUCCACUAUACCAUGAUUCCACGCUUAGGAAAACGAUGGGCGAGCACAAAGAGCCCUGCGCGCAAGGGAAGAAAGGGUCACCUCUUCAAUGCCAACCAUGAGCACCCUCCCACUCCUCCCGUCGAGCUCAUGAGGCAUACCAAGCGGCGAAUUGCAAAGGCAGAGCGCGAUGAGCGCAUGGACAUCACUCUUGCCCUCACCCAGGUCAAGACGUACAUGGGAGGUUUCACCCGUCCUAGAGAUCUCAGAGCGUCUAACUGGUUCCCAGGUGGCCGUUACGGCAAAGAAAGGGUUUACGAACUUCCACCCGAGUCCGCGUACGAGCCCCACACCGUCUUCGUUCUCGAGUCUCGCUACUUGGUCAAGCAUGGGAUAGGUCGCACCGACUCUCUUGAACACAUCGUUGGCAUCUGUCGCGAAGGCGAUUUUCCCGAAAUCGCCGCCAUGUUCAACAGCUCACGUGCAACCUCAGAGGCACUGACGUCAAUGGACAAUGCGCGCUGGCCGUGGACCCGUCAGUUCAAGAUCAAAGAGACGAGGUGGUGGGCGCCAGGUGAGGACCGAGCAGAGAUCGUUCGCAAAAUGAGAGCUGGAGAGGAACUCGAGCCCGCGGAUGGAUCCGCUUCCCGAUCCUCUGAAUCAGAAUUCCCGUUGUAUAGUCUGAAACCCCAUCAGCCGCCUCCAGCGCCUCCCUCACAGGCCCGUGAAUACCACACUUCGGCACGCGACCACACAAAAGUCUACGUCUUCGAACGCCGCGAGAUGCACACCUCUCGCCCGCCCUCCGCCGCACCCAAGUCUUCACGCAUCUCCAAAGACCAGGACGAUCCGGACGCCGUCGUCCCAACGUACUACGUCGAGCGCAAAAAGCAGCGCGACUCCAUCGAAGAGCGGAAGGAGACUGAGGGCUCCCUUAUGUACGAGUUGAACGCAGGUGUCCUGUCGAAUGACAUCGCCGCUGCGCAGCUCAGGACGCGCGUGGAGAAGGUUCCUUUCGAAGUCACCGAGAUGGAUGGAACAGUGCGGCACCCGUCGGGCUUUGAGCCGCCAACGCCUGCCCAUGAGUUCCGCACUCCUCCAUUCAAGGUGCCGGCGCCGAAUGCUUUUACUGCCGAAUUGGAUCCAGAUGAGGUCAUCCCUGUCGAAGUCGAGCACCCAGAUGGCACUAUCGCGCAUCCUUCUGGCUUCGUCCCUCCAACCCCGCAGUCAAUGUUCAAGCGCGAAUUCCAUUCCUCUCCAAGAGCGCUGGCGGAAGAAGUCCACAUACCGAAUCUACCCAUCUUGCCCCCUGACGUGCUCGAAGGGGUAGAUGUACCCGUAGAGGGGCAAGAAGGUGUUGCUGCGGACGUAGUCGAUGCUGACGCUGAUGCCGAACCCCAGGAGGACGACGCAUCUGAAGAAGCUCCUGUUACCCAAUUCCCGGUGAAAGAACUUCGAGCACAGUAUAUGCCGACGCUGCGCGAUACACCAUUCUGGCGCCCGCUGAUCAGCGUGACAGUCUCAACGCGCCCCCUUGCGCUGUCACUAGCCCGUCUGUGCCGCUCGAUGCCGCGCGGACUCCCGUUCUACGCAAGCAUCACGAACGACGAUCGCAAGUGUCAUUAUUCCUUCUCCUCGCGCAUGCGCAACCUGCGGCUGAAUCGCUUACACGAGCUCUCUAUUGAGAUGGCGCGGCUGCUCAACGGUGAGCGGGGUGGGUUUGUCGGAAUGCGGUACUGCCCGAGCGACAAGGGGCGCGGGGUUGAUGGCGAGGGCCUUGCGGAACCUGUUCCUCUCGAUAAGCGCGUCAUGAAGGUCGGCGUGGGCGAGUGGUAUCCCCGCAUGCAGGAAAUCAAGGAGUUGUUCAACGCCUCUGCGCAGGCCGCAGGGGUCAAUGCAAUGGAAACGUUCGCGCUGGACGAAAAGUGCAAUCCGCUGGACGCAGAAGGGAACAUCGUGCCAUGGCCCAAGAGGCCGGCGCCGCAGAGGUUCCGAAUGAACGAUUGGUUGCCGGAGGAGCUGAAGAUUAAGUCUGAGAAUGAGAGCCGAGGGCUGGAAGAGGAGCUUGCUAAUGACGAGGAGGACGACGAGGAGGACGACGCGCAGGCAUUGCGGGAACAGUACAAGGCUGCGGAGAAGAAGAUUAUGUUCGACAGGAGGCAGCACAACGAACGGCUCCAGUAUAUCGCGCGAGAGCACCCAAUGGAGGUAGCAAGGCUGCUGGCCCAACGGCACCGCAGCGUCUACAUGCCCGACAACCAUCGCCUUCAGUGA